CCCAUCACUCACGGGCCGCUUUGAGGGCGGAGCGGGAGCCGGUCCGCCCAGAGUCACUACCCUAGCUGCGGGCCAAUCGGGAUAGAAGGAGAAAGAAGCGGAGGAGGAACGGCAGCUCCCUUCACCCGCCCUCCCGCGGGACGAAGGGAGCUGUGAGGCGGGGCUGUGUGAGGAGGCUGGGCCUCAGCUCCGCGCCUUCGCCAUGUCUGAGGAAGGAGCCGCCAAGCUGCACCUCAAGCCCAGGAGGGCGCCGCCAGCUUGCAGCCGGGAGCGCUCCCGGCGGCGCCAGUGAGUCAGGGCCGGGUGGGUCGAACGGCUGCUGUGGAGGGGCCGGAGCUGCGCUGCUUCAGCCGGCCCAGGGAAAGGGCCCAUCUUACCCCCGUACUGGGAAGAUGGAGCCGGGUCUUCAGACGUGCCUGAGGCCAUUGACUGACAGCUGUUCCUGGUUUGAAAAAGAAGACUUAAAUGAGUGUGAAGAACCAUGGGGUUUGUUACUGAAAGGCGUCAGUCAAGAUUUCCAAUGCACAGACUGGCAGGCAGUGCCCACUUUUCCAGAGUUCUUCAAAAAGAGCUCUGAGGAAGAGAGUCUACAAGAACAGGAGGUCUUUACAAUUGGAAAGAAAGACUUUCAGUGGGUGUCAUUCCCAUCUUUUUGCAAAGAAGAACAUCUAAACCCAGAGGAUCUUAGCUCCCAUCAGCUAACACAGAGCCAGAUCAACCAUCUACAUACAGGACAGGGCCAAGCAGAUAAACUGAGCAGUUUACCGUGUGCAGCUGAGAAGACAUGCUGCGUAACUAUUACAGAUCAAGCCAAACAUGUGGUUGGGGAAGACACAGAAGCUAUUUCAAAAUCAGAUGUAAGUCCCAAGUCAUGUAAACUCACUUGGCAUGGGAGUUCUGUGCACGACUUGGCACUGCCACGAUGCUCUGCGAAAGCUUUGAGCGAUCAACAGCAUUGCGGAGGGACUGCACAGAACAGCAGAGAAAGCGGAAAAGAAAAUCAUAGGAAAGAGCUUCAGCUACAAACACAUCAAGGGGGUGUUUCCUUUGGUGAGGCCAGAUGCACACCUGCAGAAGAGAACCCGCCUCUUGUGAGUUUACCUGGAACCAAGAGCUGCAAGGAAGAGGAAGAAUAUUGGGGCGAAGGAGCUCCAACUCUUGACAGUUGUCCCAUGUGUCUCAUUCGGUUUAGUGGAACACUGUCACAACUGGACGUUGAUGGCCACCUUGCUAGGUGCUUGUCUGAAAGUACAAAUGAUGUAAUGUGGUAAAUCCUAAAUACAGAAGAAUGAAGAGCAAAGAAACAAAGCCAAGGAGGAACCUCUCUUAGAGGAAAAGGAAAAAUGUGGAGGGGAAGCACAUCCUUGUCUCAAACCAGUCACCUAGCAGAAGAUCAAGGGCCAGAUGCCUGCUCAGGGUCUUUUUCUUUUAAAUCUUCUCAGACACAUGUAAAGUAGUUCUGGUUCCAAAAGCAGUGCUCUGGGCUGCCCCAGGCACCCCCACAGGGCAAUCAGUGUUGCUACUCCUGGAGUCUGGGGACUUCUGAAACAAUGUGGAAUUGUAAAUCCCUGAGGGACUUGUGUUGUUGAUGCCCCAAUGCUCUUCUGAGCGUAGAAUAAACCAGCUGAACAGAAGAUAACUUAUUUAAUGCAAUCCAGAAGUCCACAGACCUUUUCUUUUUCUAAACAGGUAAUCUGUAAAAAUAAGCUUGAAGUUAUUAAAACUUAGCAUUGUUAUUUUAACAUUUUAGUAAGAAAGUAUAUGAUUGUACAGUUGAUUCUGUGAGUGUAUCUAUGUUAAAAGGAAACACAGAAACCCAGACCAAAUAAAGGCUGUGAGGUUUUUUUAUCUUUCUGAAGGAACACAGUUGAAUUCAGAGCCUUACGCUGGGGGUUUCUACAUUAACAUGACUAGGCUAAACUAAUUGGGCUCCAGUAAGAGCGCCCUCCUGCCAGUUCGACAUUACUGAGAUGCAAAGCAAGAUUUAAUGCAGUCAGUCAGCCAAAACAGCUGCUUUUUGUAUCAGUUCCACCCCGCCUGGAUACCAUCAAGGUUUGGGAAUAAAGAAUAAAUUACAUUUAGUGAUGGUUUAGGAAUGAAGUAGAGUGGGUUGUUCCUUUCCGCCCAAGUACAGUCAGUUGUUUAUGGACCAGGGUAUGCCACAUAGUGUUGCCAGUCACAGCCUCACAGCUCACAUCUGUUUCCUGGCAGGGGGCUGUAUCCAAGGGCAAAACUAUUGUGCCCAUUCCAGCUAUUCCAAUCACAACUGCCUUCACACAGGGAAGAAGAGUGCAACUCCAAUUAACAACUUCAGCAUCCAAACAGUUUCCUAUCUCAGCAAACCCUCUGGUUUGGGUGCAACCCUGUGCCACAGAACGCACAUGGAAUACAAUAUCCAAGUACAGGAUGAAUCCUAGAGAUUCAAUUCACAAUGCGGUUUCUUCCAAAAGUGCAAGUGGGACUCGGCUCUGGUUACUGAGAAAUAAUAACAGUCUAUCAGCUUUUUCAUUAAAGUCUUUAAUAGAUGUGCAAGAAUAUAAAUGAUCUUAGCUGUUAGGGAUUAGUAUACCAUCUUCUGCACAAUUAAAACUGGUCAGCAAAGAUCCCAACUAAUUAAUUAUACAAAACUACAAGAACAUAUUUACUGUUUUACAAUCAUUAAAUUAGCUAGAAUUUUCAUUUACUAUUUCAAAUAAGACAACUAUAUAUCAUUACCAGAUCCAUUUGUAAUAUAUUAGGAUUUGUUUUUCCAAACCACACAUUUAAUUACAUCCUUCAUUUUCUUUAUUUAUAAAACAAGUACUUUAUAUAAAAAAUUUCCCCUUCAUCAGGAACAGAACAUUAUUCAAACACUUGCACAUGAGCAACCAAACUUGUAUCCAGCAAACUAUUUGGCAACACAGCAACAUUGUAAAUGCCUGUAAAUCUUUGAAAUAAAAUCAAGUAGUCUUUACAGUGUUUUUUA
This is a messenger RNA of Strigops habroptila (Kakapo), 2965 nucleotides long. It is a transcript of the gene FAAP20, whose product is annotated as FA core complex associated protein 20. The transcript has 4 exons. The record is from RefSeq and is a predicted model, not a curated record. Gene Ontology annotation, molecular function: ubiquitin binding. The coding region runs from base 393 to 1271 and encodes 292 amino acids. NCBI's taxonomy places the organism in Eukaryota, Metazoa, Chordata, Aves, Psittaciformes, Psittacidae.